UACUUAUUGAACCACGUUUCAGCUCCAUAGGUAAAACAUACGGUAAAAAUGGGAGCUUAUCGAUACAUUCAAGAGAUAUGGAGAAAAAAACAAUCUGAUGUAAUGCGAUUUUUAUUAAGAAUUCGUUGUUGGCAAUACAGACAAUUGAAUACCAUUCAUCGAAUUCCUCAUCCAACUAGACCCGAGAAAGCUAGAAGGUUAGGUUAUAAAGCUAAACAAGGCUACCUUUUAUAUCGUGUAAGAAUAAGAAGAGGUGGUCGUAAAAGACAAGUUCCCAAGGGUAAUACAAACGGAAAACCUGCAAAUCAAGGAGUUAAUCAGUUGAAAUGGCAACGAAAUCACCAAUCGUUAGCGGAAGAAAGAGCAGGUCGUAGAUGUGGAGCUUUAAGGGUACUUAAUUCAUAUUGGGUAAGUCAAGAUUCUACUUUCAAAUUCUAUGAAGUUAUCUUGGUCGAUCCAAUGCACAAAGCGCUUAGAAGAGAUCCAAAAAUGAGUUGGAUAGCAAAACCAGUUCACAAACAUAGAGAACUUAGAGGCCUUACUUCUGCUGGGAAGAAAUCUCGAGGAUUGGGUAAAGGCCAUAAAUUUAAUAAAACAAAAGGUGGAUCAAGAAAAGCUUAUUGGAAACGACAAAAUACACUGCAGCUUAGAAGAUAUCGUUAAAUUAUUGAUUUUAAAAUAUUCAGUUUACAAAUUAAUUUUGUUUUAUCAAAAAAAAUUAUUUGUAAUUAUAUAAUAAUACAUAAUCGAAGCAAAAUAAAGCAAGUACAUACCUAUAAAA
Gordionus sp. m RMFG-2023 is the source of this 781-nucleotide messenger RNA. Its product is annotated as large ribosomal subunit protein eL15-like. NCBI's taxonomy places the organism in Eukaryota, Metazoa, Nematomorpha, Gordioida, Chordodea, Parachordodidae. The coding region runs from base 49 to 663 and encodes 204 amino acids. Gene Ontology annotation, molecular function: RNA binding; structural constituent of ribosome. The record is from RefSeq and is a predicted model, not a curated record. The transcript is spliced from 3 exons. Gene Ontology annotation, biological process: cytoplasmic translation. Gene Ontology annotation, cellular component: ribosome; cytosolic large ribosomal subunit.